UGGGGCCAGGUCAAGGUGGGGUCUGAUACCCCAGGACUGCUGACACCAGACUAACCCACUACUGGGAGAAGAUGCCCGGGGCUCCAAGGCUCCUCCGAGCUCCACCUGCCACCAUCUUCCUCUUCUUGCUCUCUGCCGCUGGCCUGGGCCCCGGGUGCCAGGCCCUGUGGGUGGCCUGGGACCCACCUUCAGUGACAGUGAUCGUGGGGAAUGAGGCCCACCUGCAGUGCCCCAACAAUGGCAGUAACCCCAAUGUCACAUGGUGGCUCAUCCUCCCUGGCAACUACACCAGCACAUGGCCACCCAUGCUCCUGGGCUCAGGCGAGGGCCCGGACGGCAGGCUGACCAUCCCACAGGUGAACAAGAGCCACAGGGGCAUAUACCAGUGCCGGGUGCAACAAGACAACAAAACCUGGCAAUCCUGUGGCACCUACCUCCGUGUGCGCGAGCCGCUCCCUAGACCCUUCCUGGACAUGGGGGAGGGCACCAAGAACCGCAUCAUCACAGCCGAGGGAAUCAUCCUGCUCUUCUGCGCCGUGGUGCCUGGGACGCUGCUGCUGUUCAGGAAACGAUGGCAGAAUGAGAAGUUCAGGGUGGACAUCCAUGAUGACUAUGAGGAUGAAAAUCUGUACGAGGGCCUGAACAUCGAUGAUUGCUCCAUGUACGAGGACAUCUCCCGGGGCCUCCAGGGCACCUACCAGGACGUGGGCAGCCUCCACGUCGGAGACGUCCAGCUGGAGAAGCCGUGACCCUGGCCGGCUGCCCUGCCUGCUGUAUUCCCAACUCUAGGGUCUUCCCUCACUCCCCCUGGAACAUUCUUCUCUCUCUCUCUUCACCUUCUUCCCUGAAAGUCAUCUUCCCCUUUGGGAGUAUCCUAGAGGAGUCUUCUCCCUCCUAGGUCUCCUGGAACUCUGAAACACUUAGACCCUGCCCAGGGGGCAGCUCUUCCUUCUACACUGUCUUCACUCCCUCUACACACCCUGCCUCCUUUCCCAGCUCCCUGCUCCCUCCCUGGCGGGUAAUGAGCCCUUAAUCGCUGCCUCAAGGGGAGCUGAUAGUAGCAGCCUUAUUAGUACCCCCCUCUCCACUCCCCACCCCUGCUCUGUCAUGGCCACUUAGUGAUAAUAAAUCCUUCCCAACUGCAGCAUUUGGCAGGAGUCAUGGAUCUCAUGGGGACUGAGCCAUCCCCACCCCAGGGGACCAGAAGUCCAGGCCCCCAGCCCCCUCCUCCCUCAGACCUAGAGGUGCAGGCUUCCAGCCCCCUUCUCUCUCAGAUUCAGAAGACCAGUCCCCAGCUCCCUCCUGGAUUCUGGGUCUCAGCUCUCCACUGUCUAUCCCCCACAACUGGGAUCAGGUAGCCAGGCUUAGUUACUCCCGUGAAAGAAACAGGAAGUGUCUUGGGGUGCUUUCCACCCUAAUGAAAAGGAGUGGUUUGGCCCCACCCAGGGCCCCACCC
This is a messenger RNA of Loxodonta africana (African savanna elephant), 1456 nucleotides long. It is a transcript of the gene CD79A, whose product is annotated as CD79a molecule. Gene Ontology annotation, cellular component: membrane; B cell receptor complex; external side of plasma membrane. Bases 72 to 749 code for a protein of 225 amino acids. Gene Ontology annotation, biological process: B cell receptor signaling pathway; B cell differentiation. The record is from RefSeq and is a predicted model, not a curated record. Gene Ontology annotation, molecular function: transmembrane signaling receptor activity. The transcript has 5 exons. NCBI's taxonomy places the organism in Eukaryota, Metazoa, Chordata, Mammalia, Proboscidea, Elephantidae.